Dioscorea cayenensis subsp. rotundata (Guinea yam) is the source of this 1325-nucleotide messenger RNA. Its product is annotated as probable WRKY transcription factor 39. Gene Ontology annotation, biological process: regulation of DNA-templated transcription. The transcript has 4 exons. NCBI's taxonomy places the organism in Eukaryota, Viridiplantae, Streptophyta, Magnoliopsida, Dioscoreales, Dioscoreaceae. Gene Ontology annotation, molecular function: DNA-binding transcription factor activity; sequence-specific DNA binding. The record is from RefSeq and is a predicted model, not a curated record. Bases 208 to 933 code for a protein of 241 amino acids.
GGGGAAGUGAAGAGCUUUGGUGUUUUUUCUCCACCUGGAGGACAAAGAGAACAAUCCACAUCUUUGCAUCAAAGCUCAUGGCAAAAGCAAUCUCCAUUCCAUCUAUCCUUUUUCCUUCUCAAAAUCUCAACUUUAGGUUCAUCUUCUUGUCCUUCUGAUCUUCUCCUUGAUUCCUCAGUUCCAAAUAUUUCAUUGUAGGGAGAGAAGAUGGAGCAAGUGGAGAAAGCCAACAGGGAUGCAGUGCAGAGUAGCCAAAGAGUAUUGAACCUCAUCUCACAAUCCAAAGAGCAACAAAUGCUUCCUUUCAGGUCUCUAAUGGCAGAAACAAGAGAUGCUGUUUCAAAGUUCAAGAAAGUUGUGACCUUGCUGAGUAUCAGUAAUGGUGGAGGUCAAGCAAGGGCCAAAAUAGUGAAAAAAUCACAAAUUCCUAUUGCUCAUACUAUGUUCAUUGAUAACCAGUUUGCUAGAAAUCCAUACUCAUUAAAUCAUCAUAAACACUUGAUGUGGAAUGCUGACAUGUUUAGACUCUGUAGUUCUAGCACCACAACUACUUUGUCUUCAAACAUGUCCUUUGUUUCUUCAUUGAGCAUGGAUGAUAAACCUUUUCAGAUGAUUGGUAGGCCUAUAUCUUCUGAAUUAGUGACCCGAAACACGACUAAUGCUCGAUGUCAUUGUUCAAAAAAGAGGAAGAAUAGAGUGAAGAGAUCCAUUAUGGUGCCUGCUAUUAGUAACAAGCUUGCUGAUAUCCCUUCAGAUGAUUACUCAUGGAGGAAAUAUGGGCAGAAGCCAAUCAAGGGUUCUCCAUAUCCUAGAGGAUACUAUAAAUGCAGCAGCAAGAGAGGCUGUCCUGCAAGGAAGCAUGUAGAGAGAUGCUUCCAAGAACCGUCGAUGCUUAUUGUGACUUAUGAGGGGGAGCACAACCACACCGAUUGAUCGGCUGAAUCCCGAAGACCAAUCGUGUGAAUUUAAUCAUGAAUAGGUGAGCAUACAAAUGAAAUUACUUUCUGAAAUCGAUCUUAUGGAGACAUUCUACUUGAGAGAAAACUGAUGCAAUCCAAAAGUGUCGAUCAGAUACGGAAAUUAUGCUAGCAAAGACCAUGUGUUUAUUCAUGGACGGAGAAAAUUUUGGUGGCCGGGGAACCGAUAAACAAGGGAUGAGUUUCUGAUAGCAGAUCAAUUAGAAUGUGUAUGGUUUUGUUUUCAAGCUGUAGUUUUUGUUUCAGUUUGCUCUCUUUUGCAGCAAGGCUUGUGUUUGAAACAUUUAGUAUUCGAGUUUUGUUCAUUUUCUACUGUUUAAACAUGAAGAUCAUCCCAAUUUGUCUCAA